Mytilus californianus (California mussel) is the source of this 5242-nucleotide messenger RNA. RefSeq names its product protocadherin beta-14-like. The transcript is spliced from 17 exons. Lineage: Eukaryota; Metazoa; Mollusca; Bivalvia; Mytilida; Mytilidae. Gene Ontology annotation, cellular component: membrane. Gene Ontology annotation, molecular function: calcium ion binding. Gene Ontology annotation, biological process: homophilic cell-cell adhesion. The record is from RefSeq and is a predicted model, not a curated record. The coding region runs from base 635 to 2224 and encodes 529 amino acids.
UGCAGUUCUUAAUUUUGACAGCAACUACAAAUUCGAUUGUUGUGGUUUCAUAAAUAAAUGGGAAAUCUUUGUACGAAAAAAUCCAAGUACAUUUAAUGUGAAAGUCCAAGUCUGGUACGACUCAGUGUCAUUAUGGACUCUGCGUGGGGAGAAUAUUAUUACCGCUACUGAUGAUAACAAAGAGAAUGAAAUUGCAAUUCCGACUGGAUCUAGAAUCCAUGCAUUCAAAGACGAUUAUAUAGGCUUUUAUGAAUAUAAUGGAUCUGUUAUCACGUAUGGAAAUGGUGGUGACUAUAAGAUAGAUACCUUCGCAUCAGACCAGUCAACGUUCGACUGGACUGCAGUGACGCUUGGAGGCGAUAAAAGAGAUCAUGCCAUUCAUGCCCGGAUUACUAAAAGUGAAAUACCAACUUUCACUAACCUAAAUGAUACUGUUGCAAUAAGUAACAAUGCCGUAGCCGGAACUGUUUUGUUUACUCUCGCUACGAGUGACAGUGAUCCUGAAGAUGCCGGUCAGUUGACUGUAGCACAUACACCGAGUUCUGGAUCUGCAGCAACCUUCUUUGAACUCGACUCUUCCACCUCGGAAGUUAAAAUUAAGUCUGGUGUUUCUCUUUCCCCUGGAGAUCAUGAUAUGACCUUCAGUGUAACUGAUCCAUGUUCAAGAUCUUCAUCUGGUAUUCUGACGAUACGAGUAGAAAACGAUCCACCUGUUAUUACAAGUUUGGCUACAAGUAGUUCCACCACUAUAUCUGAAGACCUAACAACAGAGACGUUAUUGCAUACCCUCAUUGUAACAGACUCAACGCCUACAACUUGCCAGCUAGAUUCUCCUGGAGUUCCAUUUCAAAUUAAAACUAUAUCUGGCAGUACAAAUUAUGGUAUAUUUCUUUCUACUGGUGCAUCCAUGGAUUACGACGCACAAAAUGCAUAUGUCCUAGAUUUAUCUUGCACCGAUUCUUAUGAUGCGACAAAGGGCAUUUUUACCGUGUAUCUUGUUAGGAAUGAGCCUCCAACAAUAAAUGGAUUACCAAGAGCCUCAGAUAUACAAGAGGAUGUUAUUGUGGAGACAACACUUUACACCUUCUCUGUAACAGACCCAGAAAGUACAGUUGUGACAUGUGAUGUCACAGCAAUUACUCCAAAUACAAAUAUUAUGUUCAUCAAGCCAUCUCCAAACGUUAAUGAAUUUGACAUAUUGUUGCAGUCAAACCCUAGCCUUAUAUAUGAUGUAGUUAGAACAUACAGACUCGAUAUUCAAUGUAGCGAUGGUCGACGGACAGAUACUAAUGUCUUCUUUAUGAAUGUGCUGCGUAACAAACCAACUGUGUUUUUGAAUCUCCAAAAUAUAACAACAGUGUCGAGUGUCGCAUCUUACAUUGGACAGAUUGUUUUUGAUGUUGACAUAUCUGAUCCAGAAAAUGACCAAGUCCAGUUUUCUAUGUUUUGUGUACCGUCAACCAAUUGUCCAUUAGAAAUAUAUCACUCUGGUGAAAUAGUACUCAAAAGGUCAGUUGAAGGUGAAUUUGUACCAGUCUAUGAUGUAUAUGUUUAUGUGACCGACGGAAGAUCGACAACAGGACCUAGGUCACUGACAGUCCAUGUCUUAGAUAUAAAUUAUGUUCCUGUUAUAAGGAAUCUUCCUCUACCUUCUGCAUUGGUUGUUUCUGAAAAUUCCGCUCUAGGUUUGAGUAUAUUUAAAGUAUCAAUACAGGACAAUGACGGGUCUGAUACGCAUACAUACUCUAUGACGUCAUUCCCUUCUGAUGGAGUUUUGUACUUUGACAUUGAUUCUGCAACUGGACUUAUCAGUGUCUCUGCCACAACAAAUGUAAAUUAUGAAGCCGUAUCAUCAACCUCUUUUACUUUCACAAUAACAGUAUCCGACACAAAGGACUCGGCAUCUCAGAACCUUACUGUCACAAUAGCUAAUCAAAACGAAGCUCCCGUGUUUAAAAAGACAUCGUAUGUACUAAGUGUUGAUGAAGGUCUGGCUGGUACCGUUUUAGCUGACCCUAGUUACUUGUACCAGGAUGAGGAUACUGGUGACACACAUAAGUUUUCUAUGGUCUGUUCAUCAAAUGUUGGAUAUUUUUCGAUAGCUCCAACAACAGGAUUCAUUAGUCUAGCUACUGAUAUUGACGUAGAUGCUGUCGGCUCUGCCACAUCUUAUACAUGUACAGUUAAAGUGUCUGACGGUGCUUUAACCGAUAGUGCGUUUUAACCAUUAAUGUUAACAAUAUAAAUGACAACACGCCAAGGUUUUCCAACAAUUUGUUUACAUAUUACCUGGAUAUAAACUACGCUCUUAAUACUGUUUUCGGUUCCACGAUUGCAACUGAUGCCGAUACUGGCACAUUUGGAAAUUUCAUUUAUAGUAUUGACCAAACGUCUUUAGGAACGGAAACAUUUGGAAUUGAAGCAAAUGGAGAUUUGUACUUAAAGAAUUCUUUAACCAGUUACGGUUAUGGUUCUAGUAUCAGCAUUACCGUUCAGGCAACAGAUACCGGAAGUCUUCAAGGGACAGCAACUGUGUUCAUCGUUAUACCACAAACUACAACAACCACAACAACGACAACAGACCGACAUAUUACAUUUUGGGAAUAUCCUGCUAAUCCAGCGUGGGUUAUUGUUGCGGGUAUUCUAGGACUGAUAAUCAUGGUGUUGCCUUGUUACAUGUGUUACAAAAACAAAUGUUCUUGCACAUGGAGAGGAAGACCUGGUGACUAUCAUGAACGAGUUCCAGAACAAUCUGAAAUAAACCAGAGAAAAGACAGACAAGCAAACGGUUACUUUUAUCCUAGUUGGAAUGCUUGGAAAUGGUAUGAGCAGCAAUGAAUACAAGAAAGUAGUAGAUUCAGUACCAUAAAACAGAGUCUGAAAUGUUAAAACAUUUUUAUCAUUUUUUUUAUCUUGAAAAAAAUGUGUAAUAUUUAAGUUUUUCACAACAACUAUACGAGUUUUCUGUUCUCAUAAUUUAAUUUUAGAUAGUGUAGUAUAGUCCUCAUAUUUUAAAUAAGUGGCAUAUUGUUUUCCUGUAUAAAAGUUUUACUUAAUUUAGAAUAACUACUGUCAUAAUACUUGAUUGCAUCAACUAUCAUAAAAAUAAAAGAUUGCAAAGAAACAAUUAGGUACUUGUAUUACCAUAUCUUGACUUAUACCUAGAAAUUGACAAUGAGGGUUGAUUAGAAUCUUGCAAAAAAAAUAAAAGAUAACUAAAGUUUUCCCAAUUUGAAUUAUCCGUUUGAUGUAUAGCAACAUCCUAGCUUCACCUGUAUAUGGAAUAUAUAUCUCCCAAAAUAUCCAAUAUUCAAGGGCUUCCGUUUCAUAUUAGUAUUUCAGUGAUUGAUGAUUGCUACUAACUAUGAAGUUAUGGAACCAGGGGUUCGUAAUGGUAAAGUGGAAAAUUGGCUUUCAAAUGUUUAUGUUUAAGCGUUCCUAAUGAGAACCGCUUCGGACGCCACAAUAUAUAAAGACUUAUUGUCAUUAAUGAGUUUACUUUUUUCGAAUAAUUAAUUAGUUUGACAGAUUAUCACGGAUAUGUUUCCUUUGUCCUAGCGAAUUUACCGUUCUCCCUUCCCCAUGUGUAAUAAUUACUAAGUGCGAUUUAUAACAUAACACAUGUAACAUGAGUCACACGACCGGUGCCACUAGGGGUGCAUAAACUGCUCAUCCUUCCAGAACACCUGAGUUCACCCAAAGUUUUUUUAAAAAGGUACUUUUGUCUUUGCUUAGUUAUCUGUGUAGUAUUUGUGCCAUCUUAGUUUUCAAUAUAAGUGUUGAUCCUACAAGAAAAACUUUAACUAUCAUUUAUUAACAAAGUCGUGUUUUUUUCGAGUUCAAUUUUCAUUUACUAAUCAACUUUUUGCGAGGAAAAUUGUUUUCAGACUAAUUUAAUACUCAUUUUCAUAAACAUUUUUUUUCGAAUGCAUUCAAGUGAAAUGACUUCAAUUUACUUAUCUAUUUGUAUUACGUGCGGUAAUUAUAGUAUUGAUUUACGUAAAAAUCAGGAUAAUAAAGUUAUUAUUAAAUCGUAAAAGACUCUCCCCAACCCCAAUUAAAGGCCUAAGCAGUCAUCGAAAUAUAAGCGACCUUUUAUAUUUAUACAGUCUCUGUAUUCAUUACAAUAUUUUCACAAUCGUAUGCGAUAAAAACGCUUAAAGUUAGUAGCAUAAAAGACAAUAACUAAAAGAAGGAAACAUCUGACAUUUUUGAUGGAUGAUCAAGCAGCUUUGUCCUUUGAGAUUUUGUCUAUCUAAUGCUGCUCGAUAGAACUGAACAUGCUGAAUACCAUUCCCAAACAAAAAUGUACAUAUUAACGAUCACUCGUUUGAAGUUUACAUUUGGUUCACAUUUGUUAACUAGUUUCAGCUGUGACUUUCGUUGAAAUAGAAAUGCACAAAUGGCUCAAAUAAUCAAAAGCUCCGAUAAAUAGUAAAUGUUCAUUUUUAUUUUUAUUUAUUCAAACUAUUCGUAUUUCUUACCUUGAUAUAUUUUUUUUUUCUGUUUUCAGUUCCUGUCUAUCUAUAAUUGUUUUCAAGAUAAUAUACAAACACAUAAAUGGAAAAUAGAUCAUGAUUGUAGAGUAAUUACUCCCAUAAAAGAUCAAUUAUUGGUAAUGUCAUAUCUAAAUUAAUGUAGAUCUUGACUAGCUUAUCAUUUUGUCUGUUUAUCAAAACCGGAAAAAACACAAAAUUGUUAAAAAAUCGUCUUUUAAGGGCAACUACUUACACAUGGACUCAGUUGAUUCUUGAAUUCAUUUUAAAUGGUUUGACGAUCUUGUAAUGCUGAUCAAUUUUCGGGUGUACUGUUUCUGUCUAUGAUAACUUUCAACAUGAUGGACAGACACGUUCAAAAGUUUUCCGACAAAUCCGGUAGUUAAUUGAGGUAGUACGGUGAGUAGGCGGAUCAGAAGGCAAGCAGGUCGGCAGAUAUUUUACACACAUUAGCAUAUAUGUAAAAUACAUUUUGAAACAAAGUUUCUAGUUGGGUAAAGCUCCUGCUCAUAUUUGGUAUUUAACGACAAGAUCUAAGAAUGAGGCUGUUUUUGUAUAGUUUUCUUAUCUGUUUCACUGUAUCUAGACGUUUGAAUCCCUUAUCUCAAUCUGUAAGACAAACUUUUAAAAAUGUAGUUAAUGAUGUCCGACAGACCAUUGUAUUAAGAACACCUGAAAUAUCUUAUUUAUAAGAUUUAUACCAUUUUUUUUGACUUUCUAAUUUAGGGGUCAAAAACAAGUGGUCU